Molecule: messenger RNA, 7544 nt
Organism: Xyrauchen texanus (razorback sucker)
Lineage: Eukaryota; Metazoa; Chordata; Actinopteri; Cypriniformes; Catostomidae
Product: titin homolog
Exons: 12
Coding region: 287-5746 (1819 amino acids)
Source: RefSeq, a predicted model, not a curated record
AAGUCAAGCGAAAGUGUUCACAAAAAGACCGCACGCUUUUACCAGAAAAACUAUCUGGACCAGAGGCAAAAUAAUAAAGAACGAUGUCCCGGUGAGAACCGUACAGGAUAAAGCAACCAAAAGAGUCUCCACCGGACAAGCCCAACACUUAUUGCGAUCAACAGGACGCUCGCGUCAGACCCAACAGACGGACAGCAGCGAGGUUUGCUUGAGCUCACAUCCCAAACAGAAUACGCACAUGUGGGACAGACAGGCAUCUAUUUGAAGUUCUUGACAAGGUGGUGUGAUGGCUGCCCAGGUGGAGGUUGAUGCUGGGCGGUCAAGCGUGGUUGGGGGUAGGCUUCACCUCAGCCCUCUCAUUGACUCUAGCAACAAGAGCUUGUUGGAGGGAUCCGGUGGACCCCAGGGGCCCCUCAUCAUUUCCUCAGAAUCUAGCAAGCCUGUCCCUGGUCCCAAGCCCAGAUUAACCCCAAAACCUUUUGCUGUGGAGAAAAUUCCUACUAUACGACCCAUUCUAGCUCCUAAACCACAGCCAAAACCUAGAUCUGAAUCCACUCGGCCAUCCUCCUACAAGCCAGACCCACCCAGUACAUCUAAACCGCAGCCGCCAGGUAAACCAUUCACAAAUAAAAAUCGGCCUGCAUCCACUGCCUUUAAAACGAGCCCUAAGCCCAGUACAGGGCAAACAAACAAACCAGUGGCACAGUCCAUCAAACCAGCAUCUAUCAUUGCCUCCAAAGCUUCCAACAAAUCUACAACAUCCCAAACUAAGGAUGUACCACGAAGAACAAGUUUUGGAGUCACCCCAGGUAGACCCAGGAUUGAUGUUCAUGCCUCCACUCCAGGUGUGGAAUGGCCUUUUGCUUCACGGAAUAAACAACUUGGAACUUCAAUCACUCGUGCUAAAUCAACAGGCUUCCUAGCAGAGGUUGGACUGAAUUAUGAGGAUAGUAAAGCGUAUACUGGUGCCAAGGACGACUCUUCUCCUACUGUUUUUCUACCUCAAUCUAAAGGUUUAAAACCCAGACCAGUGUCAGCUGUGUUUCUCCCAAAUCCCUCUCAGUCUGCGCCUCAGGUGGAAACCCCUUCACCUGCCCCUCGUUGGGCAGAAAGGCGACCACUUUGCUCUGACCUUACCUCAAAGUUUGAGUCAAUUGGGCUGUUCUUACACCGGCGACCUGCUAAAGAGGACAGCAAAGAGAACACUCCAGAAACACCAAAGGGUUUUGGUGCUGUGACUCAAAGGGAAAAAGAAAAUUGUGCUGAAAAGAUAGAAGGGCUGAAUAAGCCCCCUGAGCCUGAGAAAAUUAGACAAAAGAUUGAGUCAAAAAAUGAGGACUCUAAACAUGAGGAUAAAGGAGGAGGCAGUAUAAAGAGGUGCUUCAGCCUGCUCUUGGACUCCUCUUCCUCCCCCUUGUCAGUGGCACAUGUGGAUACUGAAGUGACUGAGCCUCGUUCACCGUUGCUGACUGAAGAAAUGCCUACUACACCAUCACCGCCCCAGAAGCCACAAUAUAAGCCACACAACCUAGUACCUUACCGUACUAAAAGAUUCGAAGCAGAGCAUGACAGCCUUAUUUCCAGUGAGUCCAAAGGUUCCGAGGAGGUUGAGGAAGAUCUCAGCAAAAAGUUCGAAGGACAGGUCAACAAACAGGAGGACUGGAAGACAUCAUCCGUGGUUGUUAACAACUUGCCCACCCACUCCACUUUUGAUGGAGUGCAAACGGUACGAGCUGCUAUGUUUGAACAUGUGGUGGAGAGGCAUAGUGUUCAAGUGAUGGAGGAUAGUGCCUCUCAAGGCCAAGGAACACAGCAGGAAUGUACAGUUAAGCCCAGACGGAACCACUCUUUGGAUAUUCAGGACAACUCAUUUAAACCUCUUGAAGAUUUGGAUUCUGGUAGUUUGGUCAAAGCAACCUAUAGAGGGCAAUUUUCUCCUUCCAGUCCUGUACGUGUGGAGCAUGUCUUUGACACUGUGGCUUUGUUUGGAGAAAGCCGUGCUGUUAGUGAAGUUUUACCAACUGCACAGCUUGAGGACCGAGCUCUCACUCUUCGUUCACAGCGGUCAGCUCCUCAAGGGGAAGUGAAUAGAUCUCCUCCAGAAAUUAGUAAAUUGAUAAAGGAUGAAGAGAGUACAUCUGCUGCCUCUCCGAUGGAGCCACACAUUCCUUGUUACCUCAGAGUGGGGGCUUUACAGAAAUGGACUGUCACAGAGGUUGACCAAGAGAAGGAAGCUGAGAGGGAGCAACUGAGUGAAAUGGUGCGAAAGACGGAAGAAGAGAUACAAAAGCAGAUGGAAUUGCACAUGUCUGCAGCAGCAGCAUUAGAGCAAGAGGAAGAAGAGAGCGAAGCAGAAUUGAAGAAACAGAUAGAAGCACAAAGAGUGAGGGAGAGGGAACUAGAGGACAUUGCAGCACCCAAGCGGCCUAAGAUGCUAGACUCCGAAGAGCAAAUGAACAAACCUAGAGCCACAUACUUUGCUCUGACUGGUCAGAUUCUAGAGCCUGUGCACCAAAGUGAGAGAUUGGAUGCGGAUGUGAUUUUUGGGCAAGGUGAACAAGGAAUCAUGGGUGGAGAGGACAGAAGAAUAAAGGAGUUGCCAUUUGAUGAAUUCUCUGUUAGAACAGGGCAGUUGAGUCCUCAAGAUCCAAUAGCUCCAUUCAAAAGAAAUCCUUCAUUAGAUGCUGCCAUGCAGGGAGAUUUGCAAGAAGAACAACAUAUAAAUGACACUGGACAGAGGAUAGAUCACAGAUUGCAAGAAAGGGAACAACAGAAAGCAAUCAGGGAGGAGAUGGAAAUGGAGAGACAAAGACUAGAGGAUGAAAAGAUUAAAGAAUUGGAAAGGCAGCAUGAAAUAAAGAAACAGCAAAACUUAGAGAUCAAGAAACAAAAGGAAAUUGAGAGAGAGAAGAGAAAAGAAAUGGAGAUACUGAAAAAGAGACAGAAGCAGUUGGAAAGACAAGGAGACCAAGAGAGAGAGAGACAGAGAGAGCUGGAGAGACAAAGAGAAAUUGAAAGACAGAAGCAAAGAGAAAAGGAACAACAGAAACAAAUUGAAUUUGAGAGAAUUAAUGCUGCUGAAAAAGAGCUUAAGCAGCAGAUAGCGUUUGAGAGGCAACAACAAAAAGAGUUUGAGCGAGAGAAAGAGAGAAUGCUUGACCAGGAGAGGCUUAGGCUUAGGGAAUUUGAAAAACAGAAAGAGAUGGAGAAAGAAAGAGAGAGACAGCUGGAGUUGGAGAGACAGAGAGAAGUUGAGAGACAAAAUCAGAGAGAACUGGAAAGACAAAGAGAAAAGGAGUUAGAAAGACAGAGGAAAUUGGAGAGGCAACAAGAGCUGGCGAAACAGAAAGAGCUGGAGAAGGAAAGACAUAGACUGUUGGAAAGGCAGAGAGAACUGGACAGGCAAAGGGAGCUUGAGAUGCAGCGAGAUCUGGAGAGACAACAGGAGAUUGAAAGACAGAGGGAGUUGGAUAAGCAAAAAGAACUUGAAAGACAGAAACAAAGAGAGCUGGAGAUUGAAAGAUGGAAUCAUCAGAAAGCAGAGAAGAGGGAGAACAGGAGAGAGCAGGAGGAACUUGAGAGUAUAAAGGAGCUUGAGAGACGUCAACUUCUUGAUUUUGAGCUGCACAGACAGCGAGAAAGACAACUCCAGCAAGAGCAAGUGAAACAGAGAGGAAAGGAUAAAAAGGAACAGGAGGAGGAGAGACAUCAGCAGCCUGAACAACAAAGAGGAGCAGAACAACAGCAAAUGGAGGCAGAGCAAGAGAAGAGAACACCUACGUCUCCUCUUCGGCCCAAAGUUUUAGAUCUGGACUCUGUUUCUCUGGGUGUUUGGACUGGUCGAGACAGCCAGAAGAAUAGUCCCACAGCCCGAUGGAAACAGCCCUCACUUCGUAUUGAUGAGCCUUACAAACCAGCCAUCUUAGACAUUGACUCGUUCAUGAGUCAGACACAGCCCGAUACCUUCCCUGUAACAGGCUUUGGAGGUUUAGAGUCAGGAGGUGUUGGCUUGAUGCAAGUUUGUCCACAUGCCAUACAGCAGAAUCUUCUCCAGCCCCAUCCAGCGCCUCAAGCUCAGUCUCCUCCUCAGUACCAAUUCCACCUUCAGUCCCAGACUUUUUUCCAGCCCUCUCCAGGAGAACGAGUGAGAACUGAACUCCCGCCACCUCUGCAACCUCAAACUCUGCACCAAGCCCAGCAUCACUCACUGCCUCUUGCUACAAGAAGAUCUAAACCACAAACUCACUCAUUGAUUGAGAGUUCCGAUUUGGCCUUUGGGACUCGGCAGCCCAGCUCAGCUUCGCCUCAUACUCAAACUGAUGUUUGGAGACAGACUCAAGUAGAGUUGUCUGUAGAUGAGCCUCUUUGGGUGUCAGCCAUGGAGGCAUCCAGAAGGCCCAUUAACACCAGACCCUCCAACUUUGACCAACAGCUCUUGCAGCAAGAACAAAGAGGAACCAUUUUGACUCCAACCUCUACCUCAUCUCUCAUCUUUACUCCUGUGCAGCAUCCCUCUCUUGCGCCGCCUAUGGUUCCCAUUAAAAAUCCAAUGCUGGUUGUACCACCAAGUCUUGGACCUUCUGUAGCCCCUAUCCUGACCCCAGAAAGAUACUGGACCUCAUCACCUUUCAGUGGAGAGUCCAGUGGGGGGUUGUUCACUUCUCCUGGAAAACCAUUAGCUAAGAAAGAGUCUUCAGUACCCAGUUGUCAAGUAGCUACCUCCUCUGUCACUGAUCCUAUAUGUAGCCCAAACUGGGAGCUGGCAUCCCAGGGACAGAGAGAGAACCGUGCACCACACAGGGACAAAGGACAACAGACACUGCGUUCAAGGAGUAUGUGUCGAAGGUCUGCCCCCACAGAAAGUUCUGCUGAUGCCCCACUUGUCCACGUGAGAACCCGCAGAAGUCGCAGUGCACACAGAGAUAGAGGUGGAGAGAGCUUGGAGCUGGUAAAGAAGUGUGCUAGUGGACAUGAGGAGAAUAAAGACACAGACAAUUUGGUGCAAGAGACAGAUAGCCAGUAUGGCACAUGGGAGACAGGACUUCGCACAGAUGACAGCCUCACUCCAGCCACACCUCCAUCAGAGGGCAACCUCACCCCAUCUCCACGGAAACCCACUCCACUUCACACAUCAAAACAACCCCUUCUGAUUGACGCACCCGAUGGCUCGACAGCCUGUCCUCACGAGCAGAUGGACCUAGCCCCUUUCCCAGAGAUGCCCACUACACUAUUAGACUCUAGUGCACUACGGUACCGGGUUCAGUUAAGCAAGAAGUCCCGCAGAGCCCAGCCCUCUCGAGCCGCCCGUCACAGUGCCCUCUUAUCACAAGUACCUGAGGAAAGUGGAGUAGGAACUGAUAAGUGGCACUACAGGGACUCAACAGUGGAGAAGGCUGAUUCUUUUAAGCAAGAGGAGGAAUCGGACUCUGAGGAGCAGGCCAAGGGAAUCGAGGACCGUACCUCCUCUAUAUCCUCUCAGCCUCAGAGAGUGGCUCUCUUUCCUGGCAUGGACCCUUCUGUCUUGAAGGCCCAGCUAAGGAAAAGAGGAGAGUCAGACAAUCAGACAGACAGCCCCUCACCCUCUCAGUCCUCACUUGCACCCAAAUCUCCAUUCUUGCCUCGAGCUGCUCGUGUGCUGCCCCCUGCUGGUGGCAAGGAGAAUCAAGAAGAGUCCUCACCUCAGUGGCUGCAAGAACUAAAGACUAAGAAACGUUUUAGUCAGUAUGAAACUGAUAGUAAAGCCUGAGCAAGCAGGAUGCCUUAUAACUGCAGUAUCUGUAGCACGUGACAGAAGCCUUAACCUUUGACCUGGAGUUGACGGGAAUCUGCUGCUGAUGACUGAGCAUCAUUGUUUUAGUUUUUUUGUUUCUUUGUCGAUCUUACUCCUCUGGCCUGAGUUGUGUACAUGUGCAUGGUGCCUUUCUAUAAGAUUUCUGGCUAACAAAAAGGGCAAAGCAGAGAUCUCUGUGUGGAAGUGUGUUUGUGUGUAUGUGUUGGAUUAUUAAAUCUUAAGCCCUUUUUCAUACGAGAGAAUUAUUUUGCAUAGAGCCACUUUAACCUCUAGUGAGCAAGAGAUCAGAAUUUUGGUGGAAGUGACGGUUGUAAUGUGGACAACACACACACACGGCAAUGUUGUCUAAAUCAGUAAUCUUGUCUUGUUUUCCAGUAAAAAUAUCUAAACAUCAUAUAAACAAGUUACAUUUCUCAUGAGAAGCAAAAUUGUAUAGGAAGUUGCGACUUGAUUUCAGAUAAUAUAUCUUGAAUUAAGUGCAUGUUUCUUUCCCAAUUUGAUUUUUUUUUUUAGUGAGACUAUGCUUAAAAAAAAAAAAUCAAACACAGUUUUUCUCAAGUGAGUGUAUCUUUUCUUAAAGAUGUUUAGAUAUUUUUACUGGAAAACAAGACAAAAAAAAAAAAAAUAGAUAAGGAAAUAAUUUUCUUUGCAGUUCACCUACCGUAACCUGAAGUGCUUCAUAUAACUUUUUUAUGUGCCGGUCAUUGUUUGGUUCAGUUGAUACUUAUAGGCAUCAGUUGCACUGCAUUUUCAUAGUCAUCAUGAUUUAUUUCUCGACUGUUAUAGUCAACAAAUCUUGCUGUAAAACUGUAUAGAAAGUGUAUUUAGUUAUGAAAAUCAUUAAUGCAAUCACAAAAAGUUAUAUUUGUAUUAAUGCUGGUUUGAAAGAGUCUUUGUCAGUGGAACAUUUUUAAAAAUCAACAUGAGCGAUCCACACAAGUCUUGGACGCAGAUUGUUCUUCAUUUAAGAAGAACCGAAGUAAUUGGAUGUCUGUUUCACAAUUUGUUUAGCUUUUGGUAUUCCAUUAAUAACUUCAUGAUUAAAAAAAUUUCCAGCACAUGUACAAUCAAUCAUUUCCUUUAGUUCACUUCAUAUUCUUAUUUUUCAUCCCAAGACUUUUCUUGCUUUAAUUAUGGGCCAAAAAUGAAUGGUGAAAAAUUGCACAAUCAAAAUGAUUCUGUCAUUUUGUACUGACCAAUUCUCCUCUUCCCUACAAUGCUUGUAAUAAUGAAUGAACAAUGAAUACAAAGGGAAAAUGUUUCAUUUGUGUCCCUCACACUUAGUCAAACACACAGUGUAUCUUGAAGCUUGUUCUGUUAUUGUUUACUAGUUCAGGGGAAUUUUGAAAAUGUCAAAGUACUAUAAGCACUGUUCAAAUGACACUGCACAUUUGUUGUCGCCAUAUUAAAAAAUGCAGGCCCAUGGUGCCACUUCCACCUAAAGUUCCUUCAACAAGCACUUUUCACCUGUUAACAAACAGCUGUGCUGUCCAAUAGUCAGUUUUUUUUAAUGCACGAGUCCUCACCUGUGAUGUCAAUGUUGUGAUGUUGGUAUGUGAGUAAUGUGUCCUAUGGUUGUUUUGUUUUUUUCUAAUAUCAGCUUCUUUUCUGUCUGCCUAAAAAUGUUAUAGUCUGUUUAAGGGUAAUUUGUCCAUUUUAUUUUAAAUUUGACUGUAAAGAUGUUUAUUGCACUGUGUUGUAAACCAGUGUCCAAGACUGUAAAUUCAUAAUAAAAUUUACUAUAAAUUGACAA